Molecule: messenger RNA, 9008 nt
Organism: Phyllopteryx taeniolatus (common seadragon)
Lineage: Eukaryota; Metazoa; Chordata; Actinopteri; Syngnathiformes; Syngnathidae
Exons: 2
Coding region: 5395-6144 (249 amino acids)
Source: RefSeq, a predicted model, not a curated record
GAACUAUGAGGCAGGUGUGCUAAUCAAUCAUCCACCAUGCCGCCAGUUUGGGGAGAUUUAAAGUCAAAACACUUUGAAGUUCUUCAGUUUAAUUAGCUGAUCGAUCCACAGCAGCGCACCCAUAGAUCUGAAUAGAAGGCUGGGUACGUUAGGGUGCUGUAGCAGUCCCGCCAAGCUUCCUGCCGAUGUGACAGCCACAUUGGUGGGGGCAACUUUACCAUCAAGAGCAAUGCAUGUACAUUGAAAAAUCAUCUUUUGGGGUUAUUUGGGAAACUAUGCAUCUGCACGGCUUGUCCGGGAUGAGUGGAACAGCCUGUGAGGCACACAACCAGACAUUUUGCCAAAAAUCACCAAAAAUCUGCUUAAAAAGGCCCAAAACUGUUUGAGGCUAAUCUAAGGCAAUGCCGAGAAUAGAAGCAACAUGGCAGCCAUAAACCAUGUGACGUAGAUUUUACCAUUGUGGAGCAGUGCGGUGAGUUCAAAGAGUGUCCAGACUUUGGUAUCUACCUAUUGUUAAAAUCUGUCAGCGCAUUUUGCUGGGGGGUAUGCAAAGUGCACUGUAAGUACGCUGACACUGGCACUCCUGUGAUAGGCCCAUUUGGGUGUCAUUCAAGUUCCUGUUGUCAUUUUUGUGUUGUGUUUUUUUACCCUUUUUCACUUUAUUGCAUCUUUUACUCGAUUGUUGUGCUCUCAAAUCUUUUUCAUUAUAUACUUUACAUGAUUAAAAACAUCAGUCUCACACAGGUUUACCCACAUAUAUUCUUAUUUCAUUUAUUUUAAAAGCCCUCAAGAGAAAAUUCCCCUGGCACUCUGCAGAGUAUUGUUGUGUUGCACACACUGAGGACCAGAUCACCCACAUGCAGGCACACAAGGGGAGAUGAAAGGUGGCAUUUAAACAGUGCUGUACCUCUUGGGUUAGUGGCGUUUCAAGACCAAUGUUACAGAGGGGACCUGCCUGGGGCCAUGUAUGAUUUUUGUCAGAAAGAAAAAUUCAACCUGCUUCUAGCUAAUAUUAGAUAACCUUACCACAAUACAAAACCAAGCAAGCCUGCAACGAUAGCCCAUUUUAUUUAUUGAGCAGGUUGCUGACAUGUUGGAUAUUUCUCACCAUAGCUAUUUGUCUAUAGUUCAAAUUAAAUAGGAAAAAAAUGAUAUUUCCAUAAAGACAAAUAACAACGAGGAGGACAUCAUGAAAGAGCCAGAUGAUGGAGCUGGAGCGAUGCAAGUUGAUAUGCCACGUGAGAGCCAGGACUUGGAAGACACUGGUUUUAAUAGAGAGAGGACAAAGAGCAGGAAAGAGAGACAGAUGAAGAACCUGAGUCUGAGAGUGAGGAGGCUGAGAGUGAGAUACAAGCAGAGUGUGAGGCACAAACAGAGAGUAUACAGUUUUUAAAGGGUGAUUUUUUUGUUUUUAUUACGAAAAAUAAAAUAUUCAAAGUUACCUGGCCCUGUGUGAAAACAUAAUGUCCCAUUAAACCUAAUAACUGAUUGGGUCACCCUCAGCAGCAAUAACUAAAAUCAAGCGUUUUCUAUUACUGGCAAUGAGUCUUUCAUAUCUCUGUGGAGAUAUUUUGGCCCACUCUUCCUUGCGGAAUUGUUUCAAUUCAGCAACAGUGGAGGAUUUUCGAGCAUUAACGGCAUUUUUAACGUCAUGUCAUAGAAUUUCAACUGGAUUAAAGUCCAGACUUUGACUAGGCCACUCCAAAAUCUUAUUUUUUAAAGCCAAUCAGAAAUGCUUCCAUCAAUCACAGAAGGUCAUCCAAGUCCUCAAGGAGUUAAGCAGUCCCAGACAAUCACACCACCACCACCAUGUUUGACUGAUUGUAUGAUGUUAUUUUUCUGAAGUGUUGUGUUAUAUUUACGCCAGAUGUAACGAGAGACAUACCUUCCAAAAAGUUAAACUUUCCUCUCGUGAGUCCAUAGAAUAUUCUCCCAAAAGUCUUCAGGCUCAUCCAGAUUUUUUUUUUUUAAGUAAGAUGACCCUUUACAGUGGGCACAAAAAGUAUUCAGACCCCCUUAAAUGUUUCACUCUUUGUUAUAUUGCAGCCAUUUGCUAAAAUCAUUUAAGUUAAUUUUUUCCACUCAUUAAUGUACACACAGCACCCCAUAUUGACAUUAACAGAAUUGUUGAAUUUUUUUCAGAUUUAUUAGAAAAGAAAAAUGUCACACAGCCAUAAGUAUUCAGACCCUCAGUAUUUAGUAGAAGCACCCUUUUGAGUUAAUACGCCAUGAGUCUUUUUGGGAAUGAUGAUCCAGUUUUUUGCACCUAGAUUUGGGUAUCAUCUGCCAUUCCUCCUUACAGAUCCUCUCCAACUAUGCUCCCAUCUCCCGACUGCAUCUCUGGAGCUCAGCCACAGUGAUCUUUGGGUUCUUCUUUACCUCUCUCACUAGGGCUCUUCUCCCCAAAUUGCUCAGUUUGGCCGGACGGCCAGCUCUAGGAAGGGUUCUGGUCCUCCCAAACGUCUUCCAUUUAAGGAUUAUGGAGGCCACUGUGCUCUUAGGACCCUUAAGUGCAGCAGACAUUUUUUUGGAACCUUGGCCAGAUCUGUGCCUUGCCACAAUUCUGUCUCUGAGCUCUUCAGGCAGUUCCUUUGACCUCAUAAUUCUCAUUUGCUCUGACAUGCACUGUGAGCUGUAAGGUCUUAUAUAGACAGGUGUGUGGCUUUCCUAAUCAGGUCCAAUCAGUAUAAUCAAACACAGCUGGACUCCAAUGAAGGUGUAGAACCAUUUUAAGGAUGAUCAAAAGAAAUGAACAGCACCAGAGUUAAAUAUAUGAGUGUCACAGAAAAGGGUCUGAAUACUUAUGGCUGUGUGAAAUUUCAGUUUUUCUUUUUUAAUAAAUCUGCAAAAAAUUCAACAAUUUCUUUUUUUUCUGUCAAUAUGGCAAGCGAGGCCAGAUUUGAACCUGGGUCCUCAGAACUGUGAGACAGAUGUGCUAACCAGUCGUCCACCAUGCUGCCCCUUGUAAAUCCUUUGAGAUAAUAGUAAUAAUAAUUAAUAAUUAUUAAUAAUGAUUGGAUUUUUUUUUUAAGCAGUAAAUUUCAUAAUAACACAAAUCUUGAAGCUAUUCAGUCAUAGACUACUCAAAUAAAAUGAUGGGAAGUCAUUAUCACAAGUCAGUCAUACCAUUGGAAUAUGGAGGAAGAUGGAGAAACAGGAGGAGUGCUACAGAGUUGUCAGGUUCGUUACUUGCACCCUUAUUCUCUUUACAGAUGAGAGCAGGUUUACAUUGAGAAAUUGUGAUAGACAAGAGAAUCUAAAGAUUGUGAAGAACAUUCUGCUGCUACAACAUAGAUUAGCUUGUCCAGUUUGACGGUGAAUCAAUGAAGGUCUGGGAAGCCAUAUCCUUAGGGGGCUGCACAGUCCCAAAACUAGCCAGAGGUACACUGACUGCUGUUCGGUAGUAUGAUGAGAUCAUUUUACUGGAGCAGUGGGACCUUCCUCUUGUGGCUGGGGUGACAACAGUGUUGAUGCUAUUGACUGGCUCUUUGCCCAGACCUGAAUACAAUCGAGCCCCUCAAGGACAUAUAUUGUUUCAUCUACCACAUUCACACCCCACGAGAGAUUUUGCAAGAGCUGACUGACCUGAUGCCUCCAUGUUCAAUUUAAGAUCCCUCUGGAGACCAUCUCAUCACCAGGAACAUUCACAGGCACGUGUAAGUCAUAAACCUGACUGUGUCCAAUUAUGAGUUGUCUUGGGGCAAUUCACAGAGGUUGGAGCCGCCUUUGAAUUUGAGUAUGAUUCUGAAUCCAGUCCAGGUUUUCCCUUCAUUGUUUUGUUCUCAACCAAAUACUGUAGGUCUUUGUCAAUAUGUUGAAAAAAUGAAUGACAACAAAAUAAAAAAUAUAAAGUCCUGCAUUAAAGAUUUAGGACUCACUCUUUAUUGGCCCUGCCUUAGAACGAAAGGAAAAAAAGUGUGGUAUGGAAUCAAAGCAUCCCACGCGAUUGUUUACCCACCAUCCAAUUAGAAAACUUUACACACUGUCAGUCCCUUUAAUCAAUUCUUUGUAAUGAGUGAAGAACUAAGUGCCCUCAUCUGUCUUGGAAGUUGAGGCUGCAACAAGGUCAAGUUUUUCCUCCAUUGACAGUUGCAUAAGAAACCUGUUUGACAUUUCUCAAUUUUGAUUCCCUCAGUAAAUAGUAGCAGAAGUAUACAUUGGAUUUUGUGGCUGUGUGACAACUCUAAGAAGACAUCCAGGAAGAUUUAUGCACUCAUAUCAGUCACCAGCAGUGGUCAGAACCCACGAUUAAAUGUAAGUAUGAAUGCAGUGUCAGUUUGGCUUUACACGGAUUUAUACUAGCAGUGGUAUAAAGUAUGAAGCAGCAAAAAAGAUUAAAAUCACCUUUGUUGAGUGGAUUGCUCUGCACCAGCACGCUUUAAACUUGCCCACCACAAUUCAGAGAACUGAUAGUGAUCAAAUUUUUUUUUGCAAGGACAUACUUCCCAUACUGCAUGCAGGUCAAGCCAGGGUAUCUGUCAGCUUUGACUGCAAAUUGAUUCAGUACACAUAGAGAAAGGUCGGGGAUGGCUCUUAUAAUUGAAAGAAUAAAUUGAGGUGGAGAGCCAUGAUGCCCCAAUCAAUACAAGGACAGCUCAUGUUGCUGAGACAAGCAUUAUUGUAUCAUUAAAUACCACUUGCAUGACACAAAGAUCACUUGGGCUAAUCAGUCUGGGUGAGAAAAGCAAAAGACAACAGCUCAAAAACAAGACCCCUGGAGGCAUGACCUGACAUUCUGCUAUCAAAUUCUCGAAACCUAAUUUUAGUAGGUCAAAUGGCUCUCAAGCUGGUCAAAGUCUUCCUUUUUUAUGUCAAACUUCUUUUGAUGGAAGCUCCUUAUCUGAAUUAUCAUUAGUUAACGAUCUACAGGUCUUAUGUCUCAUAAAACCAAGUCGCUCUGAUUGAAUGACUUCCUUUCCUUAUAUGAAUGCUGAGAAUGUUUGCUCAUGGGUUUAGUCUGAUUUUGUUUCAUCUGUUUAAGGUACAAAUACAAUAGCCCCAGCUGUGUAAAUGUCAAAAUGACCCUCAAACCCCAUCAAACUGUCAUGGUCUGUGUUUUGGUUUGGGUUGUGUUUAGUUUUGUUCCAUGUUUUCCUGUGUUCCAUGUUUGUCGUGUGCUCAUUAAGUUGUUGUGUCCACCUGUUCUCGUCUACUUUGUCGACCAAUCAGCUCUCUCCAGCCACACGUGUCUUGUCCAGGUGUUCCUCGUUGUCUCGUCAAUUUGUUUGUAUUUAGUUCCCUGGUUUCUUUCAGUUCUUGUCGGUUCAUUGUCGUUGUCACAGGUCUUGCCAUGUCAUAGUCGCCAGUUGUUUUUAUCAUUGUGAUUAAAUAUUAUUAUUUUGAGAUUCCCGCACUCCUGCCUUGCCUCCCUGCUGCCCUGCAAUUGGGUCCACCAUGUUCUUGCCUUGUGUUCCUCGCCUUCGCCCUAACCACGUACAUGACAGAAUGAACCGACCAGAACAGGACCCAGCGGGAAGAACAUGGCGUCAGCCUGGACACCACCAAACUGCCUCCCACCGUUCUCAGCCUGCCAUCCAUACCUACCCUCCUCCAGCUGAGGAAGCGACUGCAGCGCCCGUUCCGGCUCCUCGGCAGCUGCGCCAGGCUCCCGUUCCGGCUCCUCGGCAGCUGCGCCAGGCUCCCAUUCCGGCUCCUCGGCAGCUGCGCCAGGCUCCCGUUCCGGCUCCUCGGCAGCUGCGCCAGGCUCACGUUCCGGCUCCUCGGAAGCUGCGCCAGGCUCCCGCUCCGGCGGCGCUCGUCCACCGGCCGCCACCCGUUCCCGCUCCGGCGGCGCUCGUCCAGUGGCCGCCACCCGUUCCUGCUCCGGCGGCGCUCGUCCAGCGGCCGCCACCCGUCCUUGCUCCGGCGGCGCUCGUCCAGCGGCCGCCACCCGUCCUUGCUCCGGCGGCGCUCGUCCAGCGGCCGCCACCCGUCCUUGCUCCGGCGGCGCUCGUCCAGCGGCCGCCACCCGUCCUUGCUCCGGCGGCGUUCGUCCAGCGGCCGCCACCCGACCCGCUCCGGCGGCGUUCGUCCAGCGGCCGCCACCCGACCCGCUCCGGCGGUGUUCGUCCAGCGGCCGCCACCCAACCCUAUUGCCUGGCCCCUGCAUUACCAUUGGGUUCGGCACCGUGGCCAUCCGCCUGAAUGGCCCUGUAAAGACCCUGGCGCUUGGCGUCCUGGACGACCUCCUGAACCGCUCAGCCAAGCACCUCACCUCGGGUGGCCUGGAUGGCCACCAGACUGACCUGACGGGUGGACUCUGUACCCUCCUCCAGGCCCCCUUCCGCCCACCCUGCGUUGGUGACUUUUUGGUUGUUGUUUGGGGAACGUCUGGGAUCCGUUCCUUUAGAGGGGGGUUACCGUCAUGGUCUGUGUUUUGGUUUGGGUUGUGUUUAGUUUUGUUCCAUGUUUUCCUGUGUUCCAUGUUUGUCGUGUGCUCAUUAGGUUGUUGUGUCCACCUGUUCUCGUCUACUUUGUGUCGACCAAUCAGCUCUCUCCAGCCACUCGUCUUGUGCAGGUGUUCCUUGUUGUCUCGUCAAUGUGUUUGUAUUUAGUUCCCUGGUUUCUUUCACUUCUUGUCGGUUCAUUGUCGUUGUCACAUGUCUUGCCAUGUCAUAGUCUCCAGUUGUUUUUAUCAUUGAUUAAAUAUUAUUAUUUUGAGAUUCCCGCACUCCUGCCUUGCUUCCCUGCAAUUGGGUCCACCAUGUUCUUGCCUUGCGUUCCUCGCCUUCGCCCUAACCACGUACGUGACACAAAUCACACUUUCUUUCCACAAUCACACUGCUCUCUGUUGCAGCUGCAUAUGAAGUAAAUACCCUCUGGCACAAAGUGUAAUAUUAUUUCCCCAAAAUGUCUUUUUUCCACCCAUAUUUCAAACACAAAAGGUUAAAGUUGUGUAUCAUAAUUCAGAACACGAAUUUUUUUUAAAAAAACCUGCAAUGUUGGUGACCGUAAACAAAAGUGCACUAUCAAAAUGUUAAAACAAUCAGCCCAACAUAUGAUCUUUCAUGUGUCUGCUUGAUGCUCCAACUGGAAAUAACAAUGUAGAACUACAGUACUUUAGGUAGCUAUGGGACUUACUGAGAUGGCUUUUAAGUAUGUACGUGCCUUUAUAUGUAAACACAGUGACACAGUUUAAACAAUCAGUAGCUCUUGCUCAGAUGACUAAAGAUGGAUUAAAAUUAUGUGACCUCUUUAUAGCAGACAAGUCAUCUUUUUGGGAUCCCAAAAAAAACAAAUGUGCCCGGAAUUUUUAGUCACUGUGCAUGCAGUUAUUGGACGGUCAACUAUUUCAUUUAAGACUGGCCUUGUUGUGUGAGAUCAGAUUUAUACGCGGGAAGUUGAGUUAUUUGUUUUGUUUUAAGGCCAAACAUUGACUGGAAAGGAUACAAUUAUUUUCCCAAAAGUAAUUUUCAGGUUAGCCUAUGCUCCUUGCCGUAGGCUAACUUUCAUUUUGCAAGCAAGACAAAUGUCUCCCUGAAGGCAGCUAUCUUUCCUUUGAGACUUCCCAACUAACAUUUUGUAAAUGACCUGAUUUUAGUUUGACAGUACGUCAAUGAAUGUUUACUUUAAAGAUAAUAAAUAGAAUAAAAAUAAUAAACAGGAUAAGACCAAUAAUACCAAAAUAAAUUGAUAGAAUGUGUAAAAAAACACAAAUUAAUAAAACGUGCAAUUAAAUUGCAGUAAUGUUGCAAAAGAAAAUGCAAAAAUGUGAAUAAAAUGAUAAAUUAAUCCAUCCAUUUUCUUAGCUGCUUCUCCUCACUAGGGUCGCAGGCGUGCUGGAGCCUAUUCCAGCUAUCAUCGGGCAGGAGCCGGGGUACACCCUGAACUGGUUGCCAGCCAAUCGCAGGGCACAUACAAACAAACAACCAUUCCCACCCACAUUCACACCUACGGGCAAUUUAAAGUUGUUAAUGAACCUACCACGCAUGUUUUUGGGAUGUGGGAAGAAACCGGAGUGCCCGGAGAAAACCCACGCAGGCACGGGGAAAACAUGCAAACUCCACACAGGCGGGGCCGGGGAUUGAACCCCGGUCCUCAGAACUGUGAGCCAGACGCUCUAACCGGUCGCCAAACAUGAUAAAUUAAUCCAUCCAUCAAUUUUCUGAGCCGCUUCUCCUCACUCGGGUCGAGGGCGUGCUGGAGCCUAUCCCAGCUGUCAUCGGGCAGGAGGCGGGGUACACCCUGAACUGGUUGCCAACCAAUCGCAGAUGAUAAGUUAAUAUACAAGAUAUUUAAAAUAAGCACUACACUCAAAAGGUGGGUCAGUUCCACCGCCAUAGGUCUGAGUUCCGACUCUAGGUAUAACUAAAAGGGUGGUACCAGAACACCUGACGGUCCGUAAGGAUUGAUAUAGAUCAGAGAAGAUCAGCUAAAUAAGAGAGCCCAAGACCAUGAAAUGUAUAAAUUUGUAAAAGAACCUUAAAAUCAAAACACACAGGGUGCAAUUACAGAGCAUAAUGUGCUAUCUCUUUCUGGUUCUCAUCCACAAAAGGGCUGCUUAAUUCUGCAGGAAUUGUAAAUUACUAGUAUUGCUUUUAGGAAGACCAGAGAAUAGAGCUUUGCAGUAAUCAUUGACGCUGCGCAUUACAUACAUUAGUGUUAGUGUCUUUUUUUAGUGAGAGAGAGAGAGGGAGAGAGAGAGAAACAGGCAGACUCUGGCAAUGUUAUUAUGUUCUUAAGGUAGUAUACCUAUACCAAUUUACACUGUGUUAUUGAAGUGUGCGAUGAAAUUUAACUCGGAGACAAAUAUUUCGGCCAGUUUUUUAACUUUGAUGUAGUUAAAAAGAAAGUUGGCAUAAUUUUCUCUCUCUCUGAGCUUCAGGACUGAUAACUAAAACUUUGCACAUUUUUCUAUGUAUGUAAGUGGAUUUUGCUGGCAAGCUACUCAUCAAGCAAUUUUCACUUCAUAAAAAAGAAAACUAUAUACCCUGGUAUUGAAUACAAUUACAACGGCUUGCUUGGCAUCAAAAUAAUGUUAUAUGGUGCAUGAAAUGUGGGCUGUUUAA